Porites lobata is the source of this 667-nucleotide messenger RNA. The record is from the annotation of a GenBank genome assembly. NCBI's taxonomy places the organism in Eukaryota, Metazoa, Cnidaria, Anthozoa, Scleractinia, Poritidae.
AGAAAUCAUCCGUAGCUGAGACGUUUUUUGUUCAAAUGCGUUUCAUUUUUUGUUAAAUGAACAGGGUUCUUUUCAAUAAAGUAGCCUGGAAUCUUUAAGAAACCCCUGUUUCCAUUGGCCUUUAAAAACACAUACACGUUCGCUCCCGGUUAUGAGUGUUCUUUGGUUAUUCAUCUAUUGUUUCAUAAGCAAAACCCCCCUCGUUCCGAGAUGUCCUUGGCACCCCUUAAAUUUUGUAAGUGUUCUCGAAACCUUCUACUCGUGUCACCUACCAGGCGUGAAAAAAGGCUUCAUCAAAGGGUAAGCGCUCAGCCUUCUAAGGACUAAUUCCUCGCAGAUCACAUUUGAGAGGAAUAUCAGAAAUUUUCACAACCGCCUGUUAGAAAGAGGCUACUCUGCCGUUAUUUCAAGAAAGUACCUUUCUGAGGUAAAAUUUGGCGACAGGAAAACAGCCCUACAAGAGAGAAACAAAUCCGCAAGCAAAAAACUUCUACCUUUUGUUACACAAUACCACCCGGCUUUACCUAGCCUGAAGAGAAUACUUAUGGGGAAAUGGCACCUUAUACAAAACCAGCAACGACUAAGAGAAAUCUUUAAGGAGCCUCCACUCAUAUCUUCUCGCAAGGGAAAAUCUCUUAAGGACCUAUUAGUUAGAGCGAAGUUCUGA